Anopheles nili is the source of this 936-nucleotide messenger RNA. RefSeq lists its product as uncharacterized. The record is from RefSeq and is a predicted model, not a curated record. Gene Ontology annotation, biological process: transport. The coding region runs from base 1 to 936 and encodes 311 amino acids. Gene Ontology annotation, molecular function: transporter activity. NCBI's taxonomy places the organism in Eukaryota, Metazoa, Arthropoda, Insecta, Diptera, Culicidae. The transcript is spliced from 7 exons.
AUGAACACAAGUAUUAUUGGACAGCGACUUUCGAGCGUGGAAGUAUCCGAUUGCAAGAACUAUCUUCCACCGUUACAGCUUUACUACGAUGAAUAUGCUAUCUUAUUGAGCUUAUCGCUCAUCAUCGGCUGCAGCAUCUGGCUUUGGGUGACGUACGUAUUUAUACAAGUAAUCAGGCUCAUUAAAAACCACACAGAGAAAGCCCAGGUGAUGGUGCUAAUCAUCGCUAAUUCGGUGUAUUUUACAGUGGUCACGUUCAACGUGCUUGCGCUCGCACUGCCUCAAGUGGCGGUAAUCUGCGACGUAGUGCCAUUUGUGGUUUUCUGUUGGUGUAUUUUAGUAUUUUUCCGGUAUCUGAAAGACUCGUUGGGAGGUGAUUCCGCCAUCGUCGGCCUGUACGAAUCCAAAGCAAUCGAGCCACCGCAAGUAUGCCCAUGCUUUCGGUUCAUCUUUGAUAAAAAACGUCAGCUACGCGCGAUCAGGUUCGGUAUUAUCCUGUUUCCCAUUUACAACAGUGUGGUAGCGAGCAUACAACUAGUCAUUUAUGCUUUCGAUAAGGAUUUGUUUUACGACGUGUUCUAUAUGAUUUUGCCGUUCAUAAUAGCGUCGAUCGUGUUUUACGUUGGAUCCUCGGUGUCCUUCAUCAAAACUGUAGCCCCGUUGUACCCGGAUAAUCCGAUUUUUAAACGAUUCUUUCUGCUGCAGCUGGUACUAAUUAUCACAAAACCCCAGGUUAUUAUCAUAGAGUUAAUUUACAAUUUGUCAACUUUCGAAUGCACUGUGGCAGGGGAACCAAAAGUGUACAUAAACGUCAUAAAACAAAUGGUUAUACUCAUUGAGAUGGCAGUGGUGACCUUUUUUUCAUACAAAUUCUAUUCCAAUGAACAGCCCACUCGUGAAAAGGCAGGCAUUAAUAAUACGGCGUAUGAGGCGUGA